AUUAAACAAAAGACUACUUGAAAUUAUUGAAGACCUGAUAGCUUUUCUUGUUUUGAAGAAAAUAAUUUUAUUACAAAAAGACGAAGUAAAAUGAAAAUGUUCACUAUUACAGUAAAACAGUUUCAACCAUGGUUUUUGGCUCUACAUUGUCAGGAAGUAGGAGGAAAGAAUAAUGAAGACUCUAUGAGACAUGUUGAAGAUUUUGUAAGAAUGUUAAUGGCUAGUGAGGAAUUAAUGAAUUAUGGUCAAGUCAGAGUUUAUUUGGAUGAAGAUUUCACUUGUACAGAAAAAUUUACAGCUUUAGGUAGCCUUUACUUUAUCCAUAACAAUGUCAAAAAUGUGGAAAUUUGGGAUUUCAAAGAACAUACAUUUUUACCUGUGGAAGGAAAAGAAGUACAUUCAGGUAACAUUGAAAGGGUUACAACAAAAGAGAAGGCUAAAUUUCCUCAAGAAUUUUUUCCUGAAUGCAAAUGGUCAAGAAAAGGCUUUAUAAGAACAAGAUGGAAUAUAAAUGGAACCAUAUUUGACCUCGUCAACAUUCAUCUGUUCCAUGAUGCUUCAAAUUUUGUUUCGGUAGAAGCAUUUCCAUCAGCUUAUACUAGAAAGAGACAACAUGCUCUAGAAUAUAUAUUGAAAAGAUUUCAAACAGAUGAAUAUGAUAAAGUUCCUUUUUUCAUAUUUGGUGACUUUAAUUUUAGGCUCGAUACUCCAAGUGUUAUUCAGACAAUAACUAAUCAGGCAACACCAAUUCACAUAAAGAGUGCCAAAAAUGGUGAAAUUGUUAAAAUGCUAUAUAGGGAUCCUGUUAAUGAAAACAAAGUAGUAUUAACAUUAGAAAAAAAGGUAUUUGAUCUGGAAAAUCAUGAAGAAACAUUUUUAAAAAAUAAUGGAAAAUGGUUAAGAGAUUUUGAUAAGGAACCUCAAACGUUUGAAAAUGAAUUAUAUGAAUUUGAAAUUAGUUUUCCACCCAGCUAUCCUUUCAUGGAAGAUGCUAGCGGUGCAAACUGUUACAUGAGAACUCGUUGCCCGUCCUGGUGUGAUCGCAUCUUGUUUAGUAAGUCAGCAAAAUCUCUUGUUAACAUGAACCACGAUGAAAAUAAUCAACCGCAAGUUCGGUAUCAGUUAGUAGGAUCGAAUGUUGCCAUGGGUGACCAUAAACCAGUCCUAUUAUGGUUUAGACUCCUGCCCGCAACAGAAGUUGCCCACCGCCAUUUUUCAUCCGCAUCAUCGCCCCAUCUACUCUCGUGCGACAGCUUAAAUCUGACGCUUCCUCGAAUCAGUCUGACGGUUCCGACCAGUCCGGACUCCGCCACCUUCACCAGAUACAUUCACGUCAAGUAUCCCGGUUCUCCCGUUCGCAUAUUCCGCGAGACGACGGUGUAGCGACCUUUCGGGUUCGUCGUCCAAGUGGUCAUUUCCCCACGAUUGUUCGAAAAAACCCCGGCAGAGCCCCGUUUCCGUCGGAGGGCCGACGCCCCCUGCCGGUCUCUUUGUAUAAUUAUACAUAAGAAACAGUAUUUCGUUCCCGUUUCCGCUUCCGGAAAUCAGGGAAACUUCCUUCGUCGCCUCUAGUAUUAUUCGGUGUCCUCCGUGCCAUAAUAAUAAUAAUAAUAAUAAUAUGCCAAAAAUUAUCGUUCGAUAAUUAUCUGCAGCAUUAUGUAAGUAGCGGACCGGGGAAGAAAACCGUCGGUAAAUAGGUCGGCCGGGUGGGAAAGAUUUUCCAACGGGCCCGGUCCCGUAGAAAUUAGACCGGUGAUCCGGUCCGAGGAAAAAGCGGAAGUAAUUAGGGAAAAAACCCUAAUGGGACCGAGGAGCGAAGGAAAUUCGGGUGCGCGACUAGUCAGAUUUCGGCCGGAGCCAAACCAACCCCGGGUUUCUGGUAAACUUCUUUACGCCCGACGAAAACGGCGUAAACUUCCGCCAUUUCGGAUUUAAAAGGCACGUUCGUUUCCGGUCUUUCUAAAUUCGGAACGGGUAGAAAGGAAAUUGUCCGGGAAAGCCGAAGUACCGUUAAAUGCGCGGUAGAAAAACAGGUCCGUGUGAAAAUUAGGCAGAUUUUAAAUCCUAGUCCGAUGGUACCCCUCCCUCCCUCUACGCUUUGGCACCCGGUCCGAAAUAAUUCCGUACCCGAGUUCGGAAAUAGAAAAACGAUUUAAAGUAUUUUAAUUUAAAGGAAAUUCCUAUUUAUUGGGAAGUAGAGCGGCUUUAAGGUAAAGUUGGCAGAAAUCCUUUUUUCGUUCGUCGAUUUAAUCCUAGCGAGUUGUGAAAACAUAACGAGAAUACAGGCGGGGCCUUACUUUGCCCUUCCGCCGAUCGUUCCUACCGGUUUGGUGCCCCAAUCAAAAACCGUAGCUGGUAAAACCAAGUUAUUAUAGCUUAAAGUUUAAAGAUUUUAAUAAUAAUAAUAAUAAUAAUAUAUGUAUGUAUACAUAUAUAAACCGCGUUAAAGAAUCGUUGGCCGCAUAUUUAUUGUUUUAAAAAAUAAUUUUUCUAUUGUAUCCUCGUUCCAUUUUACGAGUGUUAUGAAAUUUCAAAGUGUUUAUUCCCCCAUUCGUCGUAUCCGAUGUACGAAAUGCCGAAUAUUUCCACGUAUCGUUACGUUCUCCGUCGUCCUAAUAAAAAAAAAUGGCGCGGAGGCAGAUUACUCGACCCCGUCCGAAUCUACGAAAAUUUACUCUCUGAUAAGAAAUUCCUUAAAUAAUUACGACCUUUACGUCGUCGGUCUGUGGGAGGCGGAGAGGAGUAACGGAUGGGUAAUUCCCAUUCGUAGUUUCGACUUUACUAUUAAAACGGGUGGAGUGGGAAAUUUUUACGUAAUAAUCGAAAAAAUGGCGUUUGGCCGAGACCGGGUGACGUAAAUAUCUUCCGGUAAUCCGAAAGGGGUUGGAGAAACGACUGCCAAACUUUCGGUUUUAGUAUUUGGAGCGGAGAGAAUUUCCGCGGAAUUGGAAAAGUCAAACGUAACGGGUGAAAUAUGGUAAGGAUUUUGCGCCGCGAGUGGUGGUACGUAACGGAUAAGAUUUAAGAUUUCCUCACUACUUACGUUAAAUUUAAAAGUCCGGAUUCGGAAUCCGUAAAUUUCCGUCUGGGGGCGUCGGAGUAAAAGGAAAAACGGAAAAGAAACGGAACGGAACGGACUUACAUCAUGCUGCUGCCGUUAUCGCUUUCCCUCCCCGCCUAUUCGUAUCUUUGAAAUUUAUAAGUGUGUUUCUGUCGUCGUGUCGUCGUUUAUCCAACUGUACAGAUCGUGUUUAUAAUUAUGUAAAUAGCGUCGGAUACGCAUUACUUAAUCGGUAGUUUCCGCCGUGCCCGUGCCAUAUUUCGGUUUCUUUUAAUAUUUUUUAUUUAUAUUUUUUUUGCCCUUCGUUUCGUCGUCACUCUUCCGUUCUCCUCCGGAAACGGAAUUAUUUUUGGUUUUAUUCCGCGUGGUAACCCGUGUAAAUAUCGUUUGACACCGGUCCCUUUUAGUCCUUCGGAUGCGACCGACGACCUAAAAUGCGACCUUUUCCAAUUUCCAUCCCUCCUCCCUUCAGCCGCCGUCGGAUUUUGGGCCGUCGGUACAAGUUUCGGUAUAUUUGGUUUGGCCUUUCUUUCCCGGAAGUUUGCGUGGAAUCGUCUGUUCCGUUUCACCCUUUAAAUCGGAGUUCAAACGCAAUAUCUAGUUGUUGUCGGUGAGAAAUUCGGCCUAAGUGCUUUUGUAAACAUUUAUACAUAACUGUGCCAAGUUGCAAAAUGACUGUGAUCUAUCUUCCUCCCGUGUGGCAUGCACUAUAUUUAUCCGUAUUACCGUAUACGUGUGAAUUAUUCUUAUUGUGGAAAAAGUUAGAGUUUUGCAUUCUUAGAGGAAAUUGCUGUUUUAGAGAUUGUAAAUAUUCGAUUAUCUAGUCCCUAUUUUAUAAUGUUACCGAAUCGAGCAGCUGUAGAAUAAUAUAUUUAAUCGUGUGUUAACGACGAAACACAAGUAAUUACGUAAGAAAAUAGAUAGCUUGGUGACUAUAUGUAGCAUUCGCAGUUGUUGAUCUGUACUUAUGUUCCAGAAAUAUGUAAAAAUAAAAAUUUAAUGAAGCACGUUAA
Molecule: messenger RNA, 4074 nt
Organism: Centruroides sculpturatus (bark scorpion)
Lineage: Eukaryota; Metazoa; Arthropoda; Arachnida; Scorpiones; Buthidae
Gene: 5PtaseI
Product: type I inositol 1,4,5-trisphosphate 5-phosphatase-like
Exons: 15
Coding region: 91-1383 (430 amino acids)
Biological process (GO): phosphatidylinositol dephosphorylation
Molecular function (GO): inositol-polyphosphate 5-phosphatase activity
Source: RefSeq, a predicted model, not a curated record